This is a messenger RNA of Fusarium sp. VM40, 2082 nucleotides long. The record is from the annotation of a GenBank genome assembly. NCBI's taxonomy places the organism in Eukaryota, Fungi, Ascomycota, Sordariomycetes, Hypocreales, Nectriaceae.
AUGCUGUUCCCCGAAGAAGAUGCGCCUCUGCUCAAGGCUUGGAUCGUCAAGCGCAUCGAAAACACCUCUGAUGCCGAUGCCGAUGUCCUCGCAGACUAUGUCAUUGCUCUUCUCAAACACGAUGGCAACGCAGACGCGGUGCGGAAGCUAUGCGAACAAGAGAUCCCGGACUUUUUAAGUGAAGAUCCCAAGGCUUUUCUCGACGACGUAUUCCAAACCAUCGCAUACAGAUCCUACCUCCCGGGUGCUCCCCCAGCUCCAAAGAUUGGUGCCGAGCCAGAAACAAUACAGCCAUCUAUAACUGAGAGCGCAUUACCAAAUGGCUCAAGAAAGAGAGGCUUCUACGAUCUCGAUGAACACGACAACCAAGAUGGAUUCGACUCUUUCAACCGAGACGGACGCGCACAGAAGCAGGCCCGUCGCGGUGGGCGCGGAGGUCGGGGCGACGAUGUACGGGGAGGGCGACCUGGUGGACUCAUGCACAAUCUCCCUCAACGACCGGACAUGCCGUUCGAUCCUCAGGUCAUGGAAGCAUUUCUACAGAUGGGCUCUAUGGGGAUGCCCUACCCAGGCAUCUCUAACUUUCCGCAGCAGAGUUUUGGUGGUGGCAGAAAUCAGGCACGGAAAAGAGGUCGAUGCCGUGAUUUCGACACCAAGGGGUUCUGUUCACGCGGAAGUACAUGUCCGUAUGACCAUGGUAACGAGUCAAUAUUCGUUCCCCCUGGUACUGAGGAAUACGAUCCAAACGACCCGUUCUCCAUGUUAGCAAACGCGCCAAAUUCCAUGAAUCCGUGGGCGUUCCCCCCUGAUGCUGGCCGUGGAGGACGAGGAGGCCGUCGCAACCGUGGCUCUAAGAAGGGCGGUGCGCGCGCGCCCUUUUCUGCUGAUGGGCCUAACCAUGACCGUACAAAGAGUACAAUCGUCAUCGAAAACAUUCCCGAGGAGAGCUUCAGCGAGGAACAGGUACGGGAGUUUUUCUCUCAGUUUGGUAAUAUUCAAGAGAUAUCGAUGCAGCCAUACAAGCAUCUUGCGAUUGUCAAGUACGACAAGUGGGGGUCGGCAAAUGCUGCAUAUCAGUCGCCCAAGGUGAUAUUCGACAAUCGAUUCGUCAAGGUCUUUUGGUACAAAGACAAAAUCGAUACAUUACCAGCAUCCGCUCCUUUACAGGGGGGUAAUUGGACUGGUGACCCAAUGGCGACAGAAGAUGAGGAUCUUGAACCAGAGAUUGACAUGGAGGAAUUCCAGCGGAAACAAGAAGAGGAACAAAAAAAGCAUCAGGAGCGCGAAGCCAAGCGCGCAGAGAUUGAGCAGAAGCGCCAAGACAUAGAAAAGCAGCAACAGGAACUCCUCGCCCGCCAUCGCGAAGAGAACGAGAGGCUUCAGGCGAGACUUGCCAGUCAAAAAGGCCGAGACGGAGACGGAAAUUCGUCAGGGACAAACAUGCUACGAGCUAAGCUGGCGGCUCUUGAGCAAGAGGCUAAGAUGCUUGGUCUCGAUCCCAACGCUGAAGAGGAAACGAGCUCAUUUUGGCCCCCUCGAGGCGGAUACCGUGGCCGAGGGGGAUUUCGCGGUCGAGGUGCCGCGCCACGAGGAAGAGGAAGCUUCAGAGGUCGUGGAGGGGGCGGGGGGAAUAUGCACGCUGCAUAUGCUCAGUACUCGAUCGACAACCGACCCAAGAAGAUUGCUAUCACAGGUGUGGACUUCACGGCGCCUGAAAAGGAUGAGUCGCUGCGCCAUUUCCUCCUAAACCUUGGCGAAUUCGAGUCCGUUGAUACAGCCCAUGAAACCACGCACGUCUCAUUCCAAGAUCGCAAGACGGCAGAGAGGUUCUACUAUAGUCUACACGGUAAAGAAUUGCCUGGUGUCGAAGGUCGCCUAGACCUUGCAUGGGUGAACACGCCACUGCCACCUGUCAAAACCAAUAGUCAUCAGGAUACUUCUCGCGAUGGUGGUGAGGAUAAGGAGGACGAUGCCAUGGCGGGUUUCGAUGAUCAGCCCAGACGGGAAAGGAGCGCCGAACCGCAGCAAGAGGAUAGAGCAGUGAAUAUGGAUUAUGAGGUGGCAGAAGAGGAUACCUGGUGA